Pocillopora damicornis (cauliflower coral) is the source of this 1807-nucleotide messenger RNA. RefSeq names its product pre-mRNA-splicing factor syf2. The record is from RefSeq and is a predicted model, not a curated record. NCBI's taxonomy places the organism in Eukaryota, Metazoa, Cnidaria, Anthozoa, Scleractinia, Pocilloporidae. Gene Ontology annotation, cellular component: catalytic step 2 spliceosome; post-mRNA release spliceosomal complex; Prp19 complex.
AACUUUCAAACUCAAGGAACACUUGGAAUAUGGCGUCACAAGUCGUUGUAGAAAGUGAGGGUUCUAAAUCAACUGCGAUGGAAGGCGAAACUAGUGCAAGCAAGAGUUCUGUCUUAGAUGAAAACAAUGAAUUAGAGGCUGGUCCUUCAUCGUCGUCUUCCUCCACAUCAGCCGCUGAUAAACGAGCGGAAAGAAUGAAGAGAUUGAGAGAGCUUCAUCUAAGAAGGAAUGAAGCACGUAAAUUAAAUCAUCAAGAAGUGGCAGAAGAAGAUAGGAGAAAGAAGCUACCUAAAAACUGGGAAGCUGUGCAGCGAAGAGUAGAAUGGGAGAACAAAGAAGAAGAGGCUAAAAAGGAAGCUGAUUCACGGGGAGAAGAUUAUGACAGAGUAAAGUUGCUUGAGAUAUCUGCAGAGGAUGCUGAUAGAUUUGAGAGAAAGAGGAAAAAGAAGAACCCUGAUCAAGGUUUUUCAGAUUUUGCUGCAGCUCAAUACAGACAAUACCAACGCCUCACCAAGCAAAUGAAACCUUCAAAUGAAGAUUACAAGAAAGAGGUUGAGCAAAAAGGGGAAGCCAUGUUUCCCACUGUAGAUGAUGUCAGCUAUGGAGGGCAAGGAAAAGUUCCAAAGGCUGCUGUAGACAGAAUGGUUGCAGACUUAGAAAAACAGAUUGACAAACGAGAAAAGUACAGCCGAAGAAGAGCUCACCUGGAUGAAGAAGAUAUAGAUUACAUCAAUGAACGCAAUAUGAAAUUCAACAAGAAACUGGCAAGGUUCUAUGAUCCAUUCACUGCUGAAAUCAAACAGAACCUAGAAAGAGGCACUGCAAUUUAGGCAGUUAAUUACUAAAUUCAUUAUCUUCUUUGAGAACUAAAUUUCAGAAAAAUGUAUGUAGCAGCUAGAAAGGAGAUCUGAAAAUCAGAUAUCAGCAGUAGAGGGUUGGUAGUUCAAGUGAUGUUUCAAUUCAGAGUGCAUGUGUUGUUUCAAUAUUUGGCUUUCAGUCACUCUUGAGAUAGUAGGAAUCUUAUAAAAAAGUGACUUCCCAUUUAUUUUGUAGAAAAGUAGUGCUGACAGUUGUACAGUGGACAUGGAAAUUAGGCAGGGGUCAAAACGUCAUUUUUUGUGAGAUUUUUAAAAGAUGUUUGGGUCAGCUGCAUGUGCAGAAGGUUAUAACAGAAUUGUGAUGUCAUUUAUUUUUGAGGUUAGUGUACUUCAAGUUAAUGUUGCAUGAUUUAUGUUAUUGAUUAUUAAUUUACCAUUUAAGUGUACAUGAUUUUUUUUAUCAAACUUUCCCGCAUACUGAAGUCAAUGUACUUCACCUUUAUGUUGCAUGAUUCACGUUUUUGGUUAUGUAAUUUACUGCUUAAGUAUGAGUGAUUUUUAUCAAACACUCCUUAUACUAUGGUAUUUAAGUUUGAAAAUGUGGGUGAAAACUGGAUUCAGGCUUGCACGUCCAUAUCCUUGGAUAUUUCCCACUGAAUGCACAACAAUCUCUUGUUUAAGGUCACCUUUAAUCACAUAGCAUUUCAACGUAAUAAUACGACAGAUGACAAAUCCUGUGUCAAGUGAACACCCGUGGACCUUAGUAUAAGGUUUCCUCCUAGUAUAGAGUUUGGACUAUUAUGUUGAUGAGAUAAAUAUUAAUAGGUGAAAGAGAUUUCUUGAAUGAAUGGAGUAUAACCUUAAACUGUAAUCUAUAAAAAAUAAAGCUCGAAUCUCUUAAUUAAAGAAAGGGCUUAAGUUCAGAGCACUUUGAUGGUUUUCUACUAAAAACAAGUCUGUGUUUUAAUAAAUAAUAGACUGUUACAGGA